AUGCUACUUAAUGUCGAAGGAUCGGUCGUGGUGUCGUCACUGAUCCACACAUCAGCCUUGGCUGUCAUCAAUCUAAACCCAGGAAAAAUAGCAACGCCAUCUAGAUUUUACCUUCCCAAGCCACCCUGCAGUGUAAUUCCUUUGUUUUACAGUAUUUUUCCCGACAAAAACACGAGGCCAGUUUACGAGGUCAUGGACGGGAACGACGAACAUCCGAGGCCCAUCCAUCAGCGGGUGCCGAUCCGGGAUAUCGACGAUAUAAAUCCCGAAAAAUUUACGAGGAAUCCACGAGUCCAGCUCGGAGAGUCUGAUUGGAGAAUCCGAAAAACCAACAAAAACUAUCCUCUGGCCGUGAGCCCUCUGCUGUCUCAAUACGGCAACGGAUACCCGGCUAUCAAUAGCGCGAACGUCAACGUAGACACGCCGCGUGUUUACUCGUACAUCACGGUAAACAACAUCCACAAUAACCGGCCAUUUGGUCAAUAUAAGUGGACACACGGUUUUGAUUCAGAUCCUUCUGGAAAUGAUUCGCGAUGA
Messenger RNA from Cotesia congregata, 537 nucleotides. The record is from the annotation of a GenBank genome assembly. Lineage: Eukaryota; Metazoa; Arthropoda; Insecta; Hymenoptera; Braconidae.